CGACCGCCAGCGGUGUUGGACUACCAGGCGCCUAGCCAGUCAGCCAGCUAGCUGCAAGUCAACAGUAGGCUACGGUGUUUCUUCUAUGUUUGUUAACUGAGAAGAACGUCUGUCCGGAUCUAGAUUCGACUAUAGCCUGGCGAUUAUGGAAGACGACGAUGUUGCUGACAGCUGGGAGGAAGCUGCAGACAGUGGGGAAAUAGAAAGAAGACUUGAGGCAAAGCUGAAAAUAAGCCAGAACGCCAAGAAACCAGCCUGCAGCUCCCCCUUGCGGACUGCCAUUGUGAUUCAGGAUGAUUCUCUGCCGGCGGCGCCCCCACCUCAGAUACGCAUUUUGAAGCGCCCAACGAGUAAUGGUUCAGCAGGUUCGUCCACUUCCUCCACCCGUCCCUCACAGCACAUGAAGUCCUUGGCCCAGAGAGAAGCAGAAUAUGCAGAGGCUCGCCUGAGAAUCCUAGGAAGUUCCAGCUCUGAAGAAACACAACAGGACAAAACCAACAUUGACAGCAGACCUGUUCGUGUGAAUGCACCGCCACCAUCAGAAGCAGUUCGUCCCAACAGUCAUGUGAUCCGACAGCCAAUUGGUCCAGAUGAUACCAUAGGCUUCCGACACUGCAGAUAGGUGUCAGCAGGGAGAACAGUA
Molecule: messenger RNA, 643 nt
Organism: Osmerus eperlanus (European smelt)
Lineage: Eukaryota; Metazoa; Chordata; Actinopteri; Osmeriformes; Osmeridae
Product: SUZ domain-containing protein 1-like
Exons: 4
Coding region: 146-622 (158 amino acids)
Source: RefSeq, a predicted model, not a curated record